This is a messenger RNA of Manihot esculenta (cassava), 2055 nucleotides long. Its product is annotated as exosome complex component RRP45A. The coding region runs from base 225 to 1607 and encodes 460 amino acids. The transcript is spliced from 10 exons. Gene Ontology annotation, cellular component: cytoplasmic exosome (RNase complex); nuclear exosome (RNase complex). Gene Ontology annotation, biological process: nuclear polyadenylation-dependent mRNA catabolic process; TRAMP-dependent tRNA surveillance pathway; exonucleolytic trimming to generate mature 3'-end of 5.8S rRNA from tricistronic rRNA transcript (SSU-rRNA, 5.8S rRNA, LSU-rRNA). Lineage: Eukaryota; Viridiplantae; Streptophyta; Magnoliopsida; Malpighiales; Euphorbiaceae. The record is from RefSeq and is a predicted model, not a curated record.
CAAACUUCUCGUUGGUUAUCCAUGUAUGUCAAACGGACAUCAACAAAACCCUAGGCGUAGGGUUUUAAGUCGGUGAAAUUGCUAACGGCCAUGCCAGACUAACUAGCGAUAAUCAAUUUUUUGGUGUUGAACCCUUUUCCGGUUCUCUAUCUGUCUCCGGCCACUAUCACUUCUCCCCAUUAGUAAAGUCUCUUAAAGUAAAGUUCGAGAAACAGUACCGUAAAAUGGAUGCGAGAUUGACGAAUGCAUGGCGAAUGACUGUGAAUGAGAAGAAAUUCAUCGAGACUGCUUUGGCUUCGGACCUGAGAAUUGACGGUCGCAAUCCCCUUGAGUAUCGUAAAAUCACAGUCAAAUUUGGCAGAGAAGAUGGGUCAUCGGAGGUGCAGCUAGGCCAGACUCAUGUAAUGGGUUUUGUGACGAGUCAGCUGGUUCAACCUUAUCGAGACCGACCAAAUGAAGGGUCACUUUCAAUUUUUACAGAGUUCUCGCCCAUGGCUGAUCCUUCAUUUGAGCCAGGCCGUCCAGGAGAAUCUGCAGUGGAGUUGGGCCGAAUAAUCGAUCGUGGUCUAAGGGAAAGCAGGGCAGUGGAUACAGAAUCACUUUGUGUCCUUGCUGGGAAGUUAGUAUGGGCCAUCCGAAUUGAUCUUCACAUCUUAGACAAUGGGGGGAACCUUGUUGAUGCUGCCAAUAUUGCUGCUUUAGCUGCUCUCUUGACAUUUCGGAGGCCAGAAUGCACAUUAGGAGGAGAAGAUGGUCAGCAAGUGAUAGUACAUCCACCUGAGGUGAGAGAACCACUUCCAUUGAUAGUGCAUCAUCUUCCUAUAGCAGUAACUUUUGCAUUUUUCAACAGUGAGCACACCAUGGUGAUAGAUCCAACCCAUAGUGAGGAAACUGUUAUGGGGGGGAGAAUGACUGUUACAGUGAAUGCGAAUGGUGAUAUUUGUGCUAUUCAGAAAGCUGGAGGAGAGGGUGUGACACAGAGUGACAUAAUGCGAUGUUUGCGAAUUGCAUCCAGGAAUGCUGAGUCCAUAACAAAGAAGAUAAAAGAUGCUGUUGAGGCAUACAAUACGGAGAGAGCAUUACGCAAAAUCAAGCGCCACUCUACUUCUGUUGCUGUCAAUGUUAGCACAUCUGGUGGUGAUGUCAGAGAGCAUGAAAGUAAAUCUUUCAUGCAAAAGGGCGUUAGUGAAUUGUCAAAAUACCAGAUGGAGAGAUUGAAGCUAGUGUCUGAGGAAAGCUGUACCAGCCAAAGUAAUGACACAGAUGGUGGUUUGAGGUCAUCUGAACAAGGUGGAACUAGUUGCCGAGAGGGCAAUGCUACAAAUUUCCUUGGUGGGCCUUCAAGCUGGGAUCCUUAUUCGAGGGGUGUUGAUUCCGGCUCCCUGAAAGAUUCUCUAGCUUCAUGUGGGAUAUCAACACCCAAUAGACAAAAAGGAGCUGAGCAAAAGGGCACUCCAAUUAAGGAAGAUGAAAUAGCUGAAGAUACUGAACUAGCUACUGAUGCAUCUGGAACUGAGCCUCAAAUAAGUGGAGAGAAGACUUUGAAGGAUGCUGUAAAGCCCAAGAAAAAGAGAAGAAAAAAGGCAUCCUCCAGCAAUGCAAGUUAGAUGAACUUCUGACCUGAGAAAUUUCAUAAUUUCUUCAUAUUCCGGAGGGAAGUCCCUUAAACUCCAUCUGUUAAGUUGGAGGGUAGAUGGUGUUGCAAGUUUCACACCAUACUGGAUGGUAAAUGACAUGGAGGAAGCAAGAGUAUCCAGUGUGCUUAAUUGAAAACCAUAAUGAGAGUUGGUCCUUCACAAACAACAUAAGUUGGUUUUGCCUGCUAAGGAGUCAGGCAUCGCAUGUUGAUCAAAUGGAUACCAUUGCAUUGCUCAAGUUGCAUCUUCUUGGAUCUUUCGUUUUUUUUUUUUUUCAAAAAAAGAAUUUUGGAUUGAUUAAUGUAUUAGAGAUGUUCUCUUUUUCUGAGUCUCCAUUCCCCCAGUGGUUGGGGCAUGCAACAAGUUCGGCAAAUUUGUCAUUUCAGGAAGAGAAGAAAUUGAAAAAUUAUUUUGCCAA